Molecule: messenger RNA, 1275 nt
Organism: Arabidopsis thaliana (thale cress)
Lineage: Eukaryota; Viridiplantae; Streptophyta; Magnoliopsida; Brassicales; Brassicaceae
Product: beta-carotene isomerase D27
Exons: 3
Coding region: 104-718 (204 amino acids)
Molecular function (GO): iron ion binding
Source: RefSeq, marked reviewed
GGUUGUGGUCACGUUUGUGUGGCCCUUAAUGCAGUAAAAGCAGAGUAUGAGAUGAUGGUGGUAGGGAAGAAGAGCAACGAGGGCGAGAGAUAUCUUCUUAUCCAUGGCGGCUAUUGCUAGUCUGCAAGCAGUUAAUCUCACAUUUAGGCGACGUAGCACUCGAUGUGGAAUUGCUGAGCCGAGCGGAGAGCCAGCUCCGAUGGGGCUGAAGACUAGAUACGAGGAUGGGCUGGUGGAGAGAGUGUUCAUGGGUCUCUUCGCGAGGAAGAUGGACAAGUUCGGGUCGAAGAAGAAGAAGGACACGAAGGAGAAGGGUUUUUGGGAGUACGAUUACGAGAGCUUCGUGGAGGUGUCAAAGAGAGUGAUGCAGGGACGGUCCAGAGUGCAGCAGCAAGAGGCCGUGAGGGAGGUUCUUCUCUCUAUGCUGCCUCCUGGUGCUCCUGAACAGUUUAGGAAAUUGUUCCCACCAACGAAAUGGGCUGCAGAGUUCAAUGCCGCUCUUACAGUGCCUUUCUUUCACUGGUUGGUUGGUCCAUCUCAGGUCAUAGAAGUGGAAGUGAAUGGUGUGAAACAGAGAAGUGGAGUUCGUAUCAAGAAAUGCAGGUAUCUGGAGAACAGUGGGUGUGUAGGAAUGUGUGUGAAUAUGUGCAAGAUUCCAACCCAAGAUUUCUUCACCAAUGAGUUUGGCCUCCCACUCACCAUGAACCCAAGUAUGUAACAUAUCUCCUUUUGACCAUCCUUAUACAUUGGUGUUUGUUUUCAUUAGCCAUCUCUCCAUUUUGGUUUGUAGAUUAUGAAGACAUGAGCUGCGAGAUGAUAUACGGGCAAGCACCUCCGGCCUUUGAGGAGGAUGUAGCCACCAAGCAACCUUGUCUAGCAGAUAUAUGUUCUAUGUCGAAUCCAAGCUCCCCAAUCUGCCCUAAACUAGAGGCAUGAGUGGAGUGGAUCAGCAGCCACUUCUUUGACGGGAUGUGCAAUUUCCAAGCGAUAUACAUACUUUUUUUCUUUUCCAAACACAUACAUUACAUAUAAAAGACAGUUGUGAAGACGAGUUAGUGUUCUUUGUUACUAUUCUGGUUGGGUUGUGUAAAGUAUACGAUAAUACACUUGAGCUUACUCAUCUUCUUUAUGUUUUAAGUUUGAACUCGCCAUGUUGGUUAUAACUUGGAUCUCAAGUGUUACUUGCAGUUUGUAUUGUAAUAUAAAACCAAAAACUGAGAUUAGCUUAGCUUUAAAGUAACCCUCUCUGCUUAUAUGGAUAUCAGAUACUUACUG